This is a messenger RNA of Hydractinia symbiolongicarpus, 2392 nucleotides long. RefSeq names its product sodium-independent sulfate anion transporter-like. Gene Ontology annotation, biological process: transmembrane transport. The coding region runs from base 113 to 1891 and encodes 592 amino acids. NCBI's taxonomy places the organism in Eukaryota, Metazoa, Cnidaria, Hydrozoa, Anthoathecata, Hydractiniidae. Gene Ontology annotation, cellular component: membrane. The record is from RefSeq and is a predicted model, not a curated record. Gene Ontology annotation, molecular function: sulfate transmembrane transporter activity. The transcript has 4 exons.
UAAUAUCAAAACAAAAAUAAUGGCUGCUCAGGUGAUCAGCUACUGAUCUGAUCUACGAAAAAGGGGUUGUCGAUAUCCAUGAAGAAAGUUUGUGAGAAGACUGUAAAUAAAUAUGGCCAACAUAUACAAAAAUGAUUUUAUAAAUUCUUACUCAAAUUGUUGUGAAACUGAAUCAAAUUGGAAAAAAGGUUUCAAAAAAAUUUUAUUCCAAUAUUUCCCUAUUUUAACUUGGCUUCCAAAAUAUACCUUGUAUAACUUGCAAUGCGAUUUUAUUGCUGGUAUAACUGUUGGUCUAAUGGUUAUACCUCAAGGUUUGGCAUAUGCAUCAAUAGCUCGCUUAACUAACGCUUAUGGCUUGUAUUCCUCUUUCAUGGGUUGUUUUGUGUAUUGUAUAUUUGGGACCUCAAAAGAUAUUGCCAUUGGCCCUACUGCCAUUUUAUCAUUGAUGGUUUCAACUUACAACAUACCACACUGUGGUGACAUGGCUGUGCUAUUAUCCUUUUGUAUUGGCAUUAUUUUGCUGUUAAUGGGAAUAUUUCGACUUGGCUUCUUGGUUCGAUUUGUAUCUGUUCCUGUAAUAUCUGCAUUUACAUCAGCUGCAGCAAUAACAAUAGCAUGCGGAGAAAUAAAAAAUCUUAAUGGUUUAAAGAAUGUUCCUAGGGACUUUUUUCACAACUUGACAUACACAUUUAAGAAAAUAAAGGAUUGGAAUUUGUAUGAUCUUGCUUUUGGCUGUGGAUGUAUGGUUAUAUUAUUUCUUAUGCGUUUGUUGUGCACCAAGUUAAAAUGGCAAAAUGAAAAUCUUCCGCCACUGAGGGCUAGGUGUUACAAGUUUUUAUGGCUGCUAGGUAUAGCUAGAAAUGCUAUUUUGGUGAUAUUUUCAUGCUGUAUAAUAUAUAUCAUGGAAAUUUCCAAUUUCGACCAUCCCUUAACACUUAUCGCAGAUGUUGAAUUCGGAUUACCUGGAAUAAAUGCACCAGAAUUUACAAUCCAGUUUGAGAACAAAACUUAUGAAUUUGUUGACACUCUCAAAUAUCUUCACAGUGGUUUAAUAAUUAUACCGUUAAUUGCUUUCAUUGAAGCAAUCGCGAUUGGCAAAGCUUUUAGUCGCAUCAACAAUUACAAACUUGAACCAAGACAGGAACUGAUCGCUCUUGGCAUAUCAAAUAUAUUGGGCUCGUUUGUAUCUUCAUAUCCCGUCACAGGAAGUUUUUCAAGAACUGCUGUAAACUCACAAAGUGGUGUUAGAACUCCUAUAGCAGGACUGUUUACAGGUACAGUUGUUUUGCUUGCUAUUCGCUUUCUCACCUUCAUGUUUCACUACAUACCGAAAGCUUGUCUUGGAGCUAUUAUCAUAUCUGCAGUCGUCUAUAUGGUUGAUGUCAAGAUUGUGAAAGAUAUAUGGAGCAUUAAGAAAAUAGAUUUGUUACCAUUUUUCACGACCUUCUUUGGUUGUUUCUAUACGCUCGAUAUUGGUUUAGUGUUAGGUAUAGGAGUUAGUUUAAUUCUGGUGCUGUAUCCCAUAAUAAAUCCAAAAAUAGAUGAUGAUAUAAAAGAGAUAACUAUAAUUCGUCUACAUGACGGACUGCAUUUUGCUGGAGUCGAGAAGAUCUCCAAUCGAAUUGACGAUAUUAUCCGGCAACCGGAGCCACCGAUUGCUAUUAUUCUCGACAUGAGUGGUGUAACGCAAAUCGAUUUCUCUGUUGUUGUUGAAAUACGAGGUAUCAUAACACAAAUGCGAACAAGAUUGCCCGGUACAGAAUUACUAGUCACUAAAACUUGCUUCGAUGUAAAGAGAGUCUUAAUAAUGGCUGGCUUACAUGACAUUAUUACAAGCUCGGAAAAUGUAAGGGAACGUUAUCAGGAGGGGCAGAGGUUGCUUUAUGACUAAAUUCUUCCUCUACUGUUGUAUUGUAUACUUUUUUACGUGAGCUGCUCUACAAAUUUGUUUGAUAAGAAACUCUAUUUCCCAUGUCAGCUACAGUUACUAAAUGCUAAAUUUUGACUUAAGGCUCAUAGUUGCUAAGAAAUCACUAGCUGAGCGUAAUAUUCAAAUUUGUGAAAUUUAAAGAAAUUUUUCAUUUUUUUAAAGAAUUUUUUGUAGGUUCCUUGUUAAAUUAUUCAGAUUUAUGCUUCUGUUACGUUCCAAUUUUCAGCCUGUCCAGUUGCUAAGCAAGAUUUUUUGAGCCAACUUUUAGCCUCGGCCCUGAGCAACUUGGUUGUUUAUAAAAAACAACGUGCGAAAAAUUUUCAGUUUUUUUAAAAUUGAUAGACAUUUUUAAAUAAUUUUAUACACUCGUUUUAAUUUUUUGUAUUUUUUUACGCUACUUUCAUAUAAUAGCUGCAGAGGGUGUACUUUCGCGUUUUUAGAGAAAUUGAUGAUUAGAAGUAA